ACGGCCUCCCCGUCUCCCCUGUAUAUAUCCGCGUUUUUGAACCGGCCUUCGAGCCCUCAGGUCCCCGAUUUAUCCAUUUUCUGGACCGGCCCACCAGCCGGGACCCCCACGAUUUAUCCGCACCGCUGGACGGCCUUUGUGCGUAUAUUGCGGGGUCCUCGCCAGUCCCGACGGCCGUCAAACACGUGAAAGGCACUCUCAAUCUCCUUCCGCGACCUGGACGCGCUGGAGACGCGACCAGACAAACUACACACCAUGUCCUCCCGAGAACUCAUCGACGCGCAGUUCGACCGCGCUGUGGAAAUCGUCCAAAGUCUCCCGAAGACGGGACCUAUCCAGACCGACUAUGAGGAGAAGCUCACGAUGUACAGUCUGUAUAAGCAGGCGACGGUGGGCAACGUCAAGUCCCCUCGCCCGGGUAUCUGGGAUAUGCUUGGACGAGCGAAAUGGGAUGCCUGGAACAAGCAGAAGGACUUGACGCCCCUGGAGGCCAAGUGGCUCUACGUAGAUGCGCUGCUCAAGGUCCUGCGCAAAUACGGUGACAAGACUGCUGCAACGAACUACGUGAAGGAGCUGGAGUCCUUUGGGAGUGGUUCUGGUACCCGCAUCAUGAACGCCUCCAGAUCCAGAGGCUCUUCCUCCUCUGGCUCCACCGCAUCCAACAAGCCUACCCCCAUCUCAUAUCCAUACCCCAACCAUCCCUUGUCCCCCAACCGCGCACCCGCACCCGGCGAAUCCAGCUCCGAAGAGGAGCCUUCCGACGAAGACGACGACUACGCGCACGAGGAAGAGGAAAGCCGGCACAGCGUCCCCGCCCUCUCCGUCGUCACCCAGCUCAACAACAUCCCCAACCUCCGCUCCCGCCCGCCCUCCUCCGCCCCCAGCCCGCGCUACUACCACCCGCGCGCCGGCCAGGUCCCCGCCACGCAGCCCCAACCCGCCUUCGAGACGCCCUCCGCGUUCGCGGAUCCCAGUCCGCCGCCGCAGCUGCAAUCCUCAAACGCAAAUCCGAACGCAUACCCCCACCAGAACGUAUACCCCGCCUCCGCGCCCUCGCGCGCAUUCACGAACUACUCCGCGGGCGUGCACCGGCUGGCCGGGGCGUACGACCCCGCGCGCCCGCCCUCUCGCGCCUCGCUCGAGAGCGCGGUGGCCAACGUGCAGGCGCACCUCGCCGCGCUGUCUGAGCGCCUCGAGGUGAUGGAGCACCUGCAGGUGCCCGCCUCGCGGAGCCCGGCCGUGUUCUCUGGCUCAGGCUCGAAUGGGCGCCGAACGUACGACCUCGACGACAUGGGCCUGUGGUCGUUGGUUCUGCGCCCCUUGGCCGACGGGGCGGAGCGGGUGAAAGAGUUCUUCGCGCGUGAUGAUACCCGGUCGCCAGCGCGGGUUAUCGUGCGGCGACUUUGUCUGGAUGCGUCCUUUUUGUUGUGCGUGGUGAUGCUGGUGCGCUCGAUAUGGCGGCGCAGCGGCACGAGGAGGCGAGAGGUCGUAGCUGCACUGGUCGCGUUGUGGAAAGCGCUGCUAGGCAGGCAGGAGCGGGUAAUGGUCAGUCGGGGCGUUUGA
This is a messenger RNA of Schizophyllum commune H4-8, 1563 nucleotides long. Its product is annotated as ACBP-domain-containing protein. The coding region runs from base 256 to 1563 and encodes 435 amino acids. The record is from RefSeq and is a predicted model, not a curated record. Gene Ontology annotation, molecular function: fatty-acyl-CoA binding. Gene Ontology annotation, biological process: fatty acid metabolic process. NCBI's taxonomy places the organism in Eukaryota, Fungi, Basidiomycota, Agaricomycetes, Agaricales, Schizophyllaceae. The transcript has 6 exons.